Molecule: messenger RNA, 3344 nt
Organism: Ictalurus punctatus (channel catfish)
Lineage: Eukaryota; Metazoa; Chordata; Actinopteri; Siluriformes; Ictaluridae
Gene: slc13a1
Product: solute carrier family 13 member 1
Exons: 15
Coding region: 8-1783 (591 amino acids)
Biological process (GO): monoatomic anion transmembrane transport
Cellular component (GO): membrane
Molecular function (GO): sodium:sulfate symporter activity
Source: RefSeq, a predicted model, not a curated record
CUCAAAGAUGAGGGCUUGUAUUGGGGCAGCAUGGAGCUUUCGCAGUCUGUUCAUCAUCAUUCUAACACCACUAUUAAUGCUACCGCUUCCCCUUUUCAUCAACACAAAGGAGGCUCAAUGUGCAUUUACGCUGGUGCUGAUGGCGGUGUUCUGGAUGACCGAGGCAUUGCCUUUGUCUAUCACAGCUCUUCUUCCAGCACUUUUCUUUCCUCUCUUCGGCAUUAUGAAGUCCUCAGUGGUUGCACCAAUGUAUUUUAAAGAUUUCCACUUACUCCUGCUUGGGGUUAUCUGUCUCGCAACCUCAAUUGAGAAGUGGGGUCUGCACCGCCGUAUUGCUCUCAGGCUUGUCACAAUGGUUGGAGUAAACCCUGGCAUGUUGAUGCUGGGCUUCAUGGUAGGCUGUGCUUUCCUCUCCAUGUGGCUGAGCAACACAUCCACAGUGGCCAUGGUGAUGCCGAUAGCAGAGGCCGUGAUGCAGCAGGUCAUGAGUGCAGAGGGCCAGGUCAGCAGCCAGCAGGAUAAGUCACUGAAAGGCAUCUGCAAUCCUGCACUCCAGCUGGAAGGAGAUGCAGAGAAACAGUGUGAAAAAGCCAAAGAUGAGAACAGCACAGGGGUAGUGUUCAAGGAUGUUGUUAUUACUGUCCCCGAGGAGGAUCAUUCCACAGAGGCUCUGCCAAGCUCUCCAUUACACUCAAACUACAGAACACAUCAAGAUCAAAUGAUGUGUAAAAGUUUGUCUCUGGCCAUUGCCUACUCUGCAAACAUUGGUGGACUGGCAACUCUGCCAGGAACAUCUUCAAAUCUUAUCUUUGCUGAAUAUAUGCAUCAAUUUUACCCAGAAUGCAAGUCCAUCAAUUUUGGAAACUGGUUUAUUUUCUCUCUGCCCGUCUGCAUUAUUGUCCUGUGUUUGUCUUGGAUAUGGAUACAUUGGCUGUUUUUGGGCUCUAAUUUCUGCUCCGCGCUGUCCUCCAGAAGCAGACGUUCUGAGCGAGAGAUUGCAGCAGCCAAGCAUAUCAGAGAUCAGUACAAUGCACUGGGGAGCAUGAGUCGACAGGAGAUGAUCACCCUUGUUGUUUUCAUCCUGAUGGCAGUGCUCUGGUUUGUGAGAGAGCCGGGCUUCAUGCCAGGUUGGGCAUCUCUGUUUCCUGACUAUCCAGGAUAUGCAACUGACGCCACUGUGGCUCUCCUUCUGGGCAUGUUGUUCUUCAUCAUCCCUGCUAAGACGCCCACUGUAGAUAAUUAUGAUGCUAUGAUAUCAUGGAAGGAAUUCCAAGCCUGUAUGCCGUGGGAGAUCUGUCUGCUUGUGGGAGGUGGUUUUGCAUUAGCAGAGGGCACCAAGGUAUCUGGUUUAUCCACUUGGGUUGCAGAACUGAUGAGUCCAUUGGGGAAUCUCCCUGUAUUGGUCAUUGUCACUAUUGCUUGUCUGAUUGUCACGUCCAUUACGGAAGUGGCUAGUAAUCCAGCCACCAUCACCAUCUUCCUGCCCAUACUCGCGCCAUUAGCUGAAGCCAUCAACGUCAACCCCCUCUACAUGCUAAUACCAGCAACUCUUAGUGUGUCAUUUUCCUUCUUGCUUCCUGUUUCCAAUCCUCCAAAUGCCAUUGUCUUUGCAUAUGGGCAUGUAAAAAUCAUGGAUAUGGUCAAAGCAGGACUGGGCUUGAACGUCAUUGGUGUCCUUUCAGUGCUCUUAGCUAUCAGUACAUGGGGAAGACCAAUCUUUGUUCUGGAUACUUAUCCAGACUGGGCUCCUACCUAUGGCAUGACAAACGCAACUGGGUUCUAAACUGCUACAGUGUCUAAUCUAAAUAAGGAUGCAAAGCUUACAGUAUCUUAGUAUCUUGAUUAAUGUGCUCCAUUUCUCCCUGUUCUGUGGGUAGUAAAUGUAAAACGGCACUAUUGUAUGUAUAUAACUUUAAUUCAACAGUAAAAGUAUCCAUAUUUUGUAACAGUGUUCCAUAUGUACUCUGAAGAGGUUUGUGUAAAUGAGCUGAAUGGAUGUUGUAUAGCUAUUUUGUAUUGGAGAUACUAUAAUAACUACUUUUAAAAAAAUACUAGUUUUAUUUUUAUAUGCACCUUUUAUACAUGCAGCUCAUAUCUUAACAAAGUGGGGGGGGGGGAUUAUUGUAUAUUGUAAAGUGCUAUACAAGUGCUCAUUUAAAUCCACAGGAUUGUUCAAAUUAAUUUAAAUGAAUAAAAAGGGGACACAUCUAAAAGCAGGAAUUUGGGGUUCACUAGAUAGUCUAGACAAGAUAAAAUAAAAAGAUAGGGGUCAGAUUUUAGGCUCACCCAUUUGGAUCUAAAAUUCCAGAUUUUUGAGGGAGUACCAAGGAGCUGCUAAAACUGCUAAUUAUAUAUGAUUCAUAGCAAAAUCCCCUAGGCUGAAUGAACGCUUACAUUGUUUAAAAAUAACAACAAUAACACUGGAAAUUUUGCUGUUACCUUCCUGUUCCAUAUAGAACAGUUUCAGAAGAACUACAUCUGUUUUAAAAUGAAUUAAGAAAUACUGUUAUCUAUACACUUAACUGCAGGAUUUUCAUUCCAGAAGAAUGUCAACUGAAAUGAUUCCUGUAAACAUCCAUGUUGUCUUUGUUAAUAUACAUUUGUCUGUUUGAAAAAAUAGAAGGUAAAUUAGAGAUUUGUUGAAGAUUUGUUGUGUAAGGAUUUGAUCAGUUAGUUAUUCAUUAAGUGAUCUAGAAACAUUCUUAGUGAGCAUUGUACUUUAACUAUUUGUAUUCAUAUAAGAACUGUGACAACAGGUAACUUUGCCUGGGCAUGUAUUGAAUGAGUACGUUUUAUCCUUUUAAAACUUACAACUUAUUUGUGCCAGAUUAUUGGACUCCAAAACGCUAAUGUUUUAAAGUUUACUUGAACAUUUGCAUACAAAUGUACUGUAGCUUUAUUUCUAAUCUACAUGACAUAUCUAUUUGGCAACUGUAAAGGAGAUCUAGGGAAAGAUGACAAAUAGUUAUCUGUAUCCAACUUCCUUAUUGUGCUUUUUCAUACUGACCUUCUCAGCCUGUUGUGACUCCUACCAGGAAAAAAGAAGGAGAAUGAAUGAAUAAAUGUAAUGUCUUGAUUACACGAUAACCCUCUAAUUACCCUCCCAAAAAGGUGUGAUCAUAAAGUAUGACUAAAAUUUAGCCAGUUUAAUAAAUUUAGGCAGUUGAAUCGCGCUGUCCUGCUGUUCUCAAGUUACUGUGAAAUAUUUUACUAUAUACUGCUAUUUAGUAACAGUUUAAUGUAUCACUCAUUAGUGCCUAUGUAAAUGCUUGUUUUCAUGUAUGGUUUUCAUGUACAUUCCAUUUUAAGCGCACAAUAAAAACCUACAGUCCCCUACAAAAGUA